This is a messenger RNA of Arachis ipaensis, 2186 nucleotides long. RefSeq names its product WPP domain interacting protein 2 (gene WIP2). The record is from RefSeq and is a predicted model, not a curated record. NCBI's taxonomy places the organism in Eukaryota, Viridiplantae, Streptophyta, Magnoliopsida, Fabales, Fabaceae.
ACUGUAUGUAUAUGUAUCAUUGUAAUUUCCAUUCGCGUUCUUGAUCCCUUUCUCUGCCUAUAAAAUUGCAAAUCCAUCAAAGUCCCAAAUUUUAGGGUUUCCAUGCCCAUUGCCAGGGCAUCAUUUAUGAAGUUGCAAUUGCAAUUAAUUCAUGGGCCUAAAUAUGGUUUGAUCUUUACGAUCAGAUUUAGCGAAAGGAUUGGAAUUGGUUAUGGAUUUGGGAAGUGAAUCUGUGGAAGAAAAUGAAGUGACUCAUGAUGGAAUUGAGAACGGGACUAAGGAUGAAGGUUCCUCUGGAUUCGGUGAUGGAAAUUCUGAUGCUAACACUGAGAAAGCGGAUCAACCGGGAACGGUUGUCCAAGUGGCUUGUGAAGAAGCUGUGAGUCCCAAAGUGACGCCAACAAAGGGGUUUGGAUUGAGGAAAUGGAGGAGAAUUAAGAGGAACGUUGUUAAGGAUCCGAAUGUGAGUGUGGAUUCAAGUAAAGUGCUCAAGAGGGGCUUGUCUGGCGGUAACAAUUUGAUUGAAAUGCGUGAUGUUAAGGAAAAGAGUGAUGGGUCUCCAAAUAUGUUUGAAAAUCCUGGGUUGUCUGAUGUCUAUUCGAUACCUGGUUCUAGUCCUGAUUCUAGAUAUGCAGUUGGCUCUGGUUUUGCUGUUGGGACUGAUUCGGAGAAUAGCGAGGAUCGCAGUAGCAAGUCUUCUACGGCAGCUAGUGAGCCUAAGUUGAAGUAUGAAAAGAGCCGAAGCAAGAAUGUUAAUUCAAAGAAUUUAGCCAACUUGACUCAACGGGUUCAACAAGGAAAUGCAAGGGUCGAAAGCAAUAAGAAACCCGGAGGAGGUGGAAAAGUCAAAAUGGAAAAGGAAAAUUCUGUUUCUAGUGUGGAAUCCGAUUCAAGAAGCUCCAACUUUAAGCAAAGCUACUUUACAGUUACUAGUAAUGGUUAUGGAGAACAUAGUGGUAGGCCCACUGGUCAGGAUGAUGGUAAUACUAGCGAAGGCGUUCACGCCAAUGAACAUUUCUCUGGAGGUGUUCAAAGCAGGUGUGGCAACAAAAACAUGGGUGAAGAUGAAGAUCUUUUACAAGAGAAUAUAGCUACAAAUUCGUCUUGGGAUGCUACAGAAGAAAAAAGUGUGAACAACCAUUCUUCAACCAGUGAAGAUCCCUUAAUUGGGUCUAUAAGUAGCCUUCAGGCUAUCCAGGAAGCACUUGAAGAAGAAGUCCUGAAAUUGAAAGAGAUGGAGAUUGAAGUUGUCUCACCAGAUGAUGACUCAACCAAGUGUAGCAGUGCAUCUGCUGGCACCACACUUCUUGAUGCGGGACUUCAUAAGCCAUACUUAUCUGGUCAAUCUGAUGCAGCAGAAGCUAAGCAGACUGCUACAAGUUCCUUGGAACUUGAGGUAUUGAGCCUGACUCAAAAUGUAAAUAUUUUGGAAAGCAAGUUGGAGGGAUUACAGGGCAUGCUUGCACUGAAGGAUUCCAGGAUUGCUGAGCUUGAAAACGCCCUAAAUAGUGCUAGGUCUCCUAAGGAAGAAUCUUCUAGCACCAUUGGUAUUUCAGAGGAAAAACGCAGAGAGGAAGAGUGUGAGCUCGAGGGCCUUUUUCUGCAGAAGAUUGAAGCUGAAGUUGAAUACCUGGCCAUCACAAAGGUGAUGCAAAACUUGAAGUCCAAGGCAGAUUGUCAACGUACAUUACUUGAAGAACAAGAAAAGCUCUCUGAAAAUCAAGCACAGGUUCUCAACGAGGUGGUAGAGGCAGAGAACAGGGCUUCAGUGUUAAAGAAGAAAGCAGAAGAGUUGGAAAAGGGUGAUAGUUUAGUAGUUGAGGAGUCUUUUGUGCUUCAGAAGAGAGUGUGUAAGGUUACAUUUUGUCUUUUCGUACAAUUCAUGUUGUUAGUGUUGUUCUUUUGGGUUUUUGUGUCACAGUUAUCUUUCAGUUCUGAGGUGAUUGUACCAACAUGAGUCAGCAAAGUUAGGUUCAGUUUGUGCAUUCUCAGGUUUCUUGCUGAUAUUUGAAUGUAAAAUUUCAUUGUUAUAUAAAAAAAUAACCCUUCUUUUGAAUCUUUUUCUGGGUAGGGUUUUGCUCACCUUGUAUUGGUAUUAUUUGUUCACGGCCAUAAUUUUUUCAUUGUAAUUUUUGGUUGAGACAUGCGAAAGUGAAAUACAGUUGCUAUGUAAGAAUUUUCUGAGA